GAGCAGGGCUCCCGGGAGACCCCAGCUGUGCCUCCCCUGUCCCUGCGGGCAUGGUGGGUACGGGGCCUCAGGGACUCCCCUGGACUCUGCUGUCAGUGGCCACGGGGGCCCAGUCUCCCUGGCUCUGUUCUCCCGGUCCACAAAGCGACCAUCAUAAGCUCUCCUGGAGCACCUUGUGUUGUGCUCCGAGAAAAAGAGGUGUCCCAGGGUCUGCCGUGCUCCUGGAGACCCAGCCCCAGGGGGGCCACGUGCUUGCAGGGGAGCGUCUGGUCCUCGUCUGCUCUGUGGCUGAAGGCACAGGGGACACCACGUUCUCCUGGCACAGAGAGGACACGGGGGAGCGUCUGGGGAGCACGCGUCAGCGUUCCCAGAGAGCAGAGCUGGAGAUCCCUGCUGUCGUGGGGAGUCACACGGGGCGGUACUACUGCACAGCAGACAACGGCCACGGCCUCGCCCGCAGUGGGGCCCUGAACGUCACCGUCACAGUCCCAGCGUCCCGCCCUGUCCUCACUCUCAGGGCACCCAGGACCCAGGCCAUGGUGGGGGACAUGGUGGAGUUUCACUGUGAGGCCCAGAGGGGCUCUCCCCUGAUCCUGUACCGGUUUUACCAUGAGGACGUCAUCCUGGGGAGCAGCUGGGCCCCCUCUGGAGGAGGAGUGUCCUUCAACCUCUCUCUGACCGCAGAACAUUCUGGAAACUAUGCCUGUGAGGCCGACAAUACUGGGGGCCAGCACAGCGAGGCGGUGACCCUCAGUGUCACAGAGCCUCCGCCCAAAAUCCGCUUGGCGAACGGCGCCCACCGCUGCGAAGGAUGGGUGGAGGAGGAACGGGAUGGCCGCUGGGGCACUAUGUGUGACGACGGCUGGGACACGGCGGACGUGGCCGUGGUGUGCCAGGAGCUGGGCUGUGGAGUGGCCAAGCACACCCCCGCAGGCGCGCUGUACCCGCCCUUGGCAAAGGAGGACCAGCCCAUGCUCAUCCAAGCGGCCCUGUGCUCAGGCGAGGUGGCCCUGGCUGAGUGUGAGCAGGUGGAGACCUUCGACUGCGACCACAGCAAGGACGCAGGGGCCGUGUGUGAAGCUCUGGGCCACCCCACUGUCCGCCACAGCCACCCCUCCUUCACGGCCACUCACCUGCUCUCCGUGGGACAGUGGUCAGGCUGUACAUGA
Molecule: messenger RNA, 1169 nt
Organism: Lutra lutra (Eurasian river otter)
Lineage: Eukaryota; Metazoa; Chordata; Mammalia; Carnivora; Mustelidae
Product: Fc receptor-like protein 2
Cellular component (GO): membrane
Source: RefSeq, a predicted model, not a curated record